Myiozetetes cayanensis is the source of this 1481-nucleotide messenger RNA. RefSeq names its product clusterin (gene CLU). The annotation marks the transcript as partial. Lineage: Eukaryota; Metazoa; Chordata; Aves; Passeriformes; Tyrannidae. The transcript is spliced from 7 exons. The record is from RefSeq and is a predicted model, not a curated record.
GCGGCCCCUUCCUCUUCCUCCCCCAGAGCUGUCGGCGGCGGGCAGCAAAUACAUCGACAGCGAGGUGGAGAACGCCAUCGACGGCGUGAAGAGGAUGAAGAGCCUCAUGGACAGGACGAGCAAGGAGCACCAGGAAUUCCUGCACACCCUGGAGGAGACCAAGAGGAGGAAGGAGGAAGCGGUGGAGCUGGCGCGGCAGAAGGAGCGGGAGCUGGCGGCUCGGCAGGCCGAGUGCAACGACACGGUGCAGGAGCUGUGGGAGCAGUGCAAGCCCUGCCUCAAACAGUCCUGCGUGCGCUUCUACUCGCGGACCUGCCACAGCGGCUCCGGCCUCGUGGGGCGCCAGCUGGAGGAAUUCCUGAACCACUCGUCGCCCUUCUCCAUCUGGGUGAACGGGGAGCGCCUGGACUCGCUGCUGGAGCGGGACGAGCGGCAGGAGCGGCAGCUCGAGGACUUGGAGGAGCGCUUCGGGCUGCUGGAGGACGGCAUCGACGGCCUCUUCCAGGACAGCUUCCAGCUCCACGGCCGCGCCCUCCCGUUCUUCCAGGCGCCCUUCGGGGGUUUCCGCGAGUCCUUCCGCGACCCCCUCCCCGCGCAGCGCGUGCGGCUCUUCCCGCAGCGCCGCUUUUCCCGGGAUCUGCACCCGCCGUUCCUGCGGCACCACCCGCACCGCGGCUUCCAGCACCUCUUCCAGCCGCUGCUGGACAUGACCCAGCGCAUGCUGGAGGACGCCCGAGGGAGCUGGGAGCGCCCCUGGGGGGAUUUGGGGCCGGAGUCCCGGAACUUCAGCAACGACCGCAUGGUGUGCAAGGAGAUCCGCAGGAAUUCCGCCGGCUGCCUCAGGAUGAGGGACGAGUGCGAGAAGUGCCGGGACAUCCUGGCUGUGGACUGCGGGCAGGAGUCGCCGUCGCAGGGGGAGCUGCGGGAGCAGCUGGAGGACGCGGUGCGGGUGGCCGAGCGCUUCACCCGGCGCUACGACGACCUGCUGGGCGCCCUGGAGGCCGAGCUGCUCAACAGCACCGCGACCCUGCAGCGCCUGAGCCGCCAGUUCGGCUGGGUCAGCCGCCUGGCCAACCUGAGCCGAGCCGGGGAUGGGGACAGCGACACCGCCCUGCGCGUCACCACGGUGCUGUCCAAGGCCCCGAACCCGCUGGACCCCUCUGCGCCCCCGGACACGCAGGUGACGGUGCAGCUGUGGGACUCGGAGCCGCUGGCGCUCACCGUGCCCGGCCACAUCCCCUGGGACGAUCCCAAAUUCAUGGAGAUCGUGGCCGAGCAGGCGCUCGGGCGCUACAAGGAGAACGCCAUAGAGUAGCAGGGAGAUCCCGAUGCUCCGCAGCACAUCCAGCCCCAUUCCAAGCGGGAAUUGUCACCGUUGUUGUGCCCUACCCCACCCCAACCUCUCCCUCUUCCCGCUGCAGGGACCCCCCUUCCCCUGCCGGGGGUCCCGAACAGGCAAUAAAGGUAGAGUUGAACCCUUG